Striga hermonthica is the source of this 999-nucleotide messenger RNA. The record is from the annotation of a GenBank genome assembly. NCBI's taxonomy places the organism in Eukaryota, Viridiplantae, Streptophyta, Magnoliopsida, Lamiales, Orobanchaceae.
AUGUUUCUCAUUAGACGUCCCAUCACCAGAGGAAUUCAGCCCACCCAUUUCAGACGGCUAUCCAUCAUGAAAGACACAAAAGAAACAGGAUUGCCCGUUUUGCGCCCCAUAGCCACAAGAACCACCCUGAAACAAGCCCCACCCUCCAAACCCCAAGCAACUCCCGAAAUCGAGAAAAAAUACGUCCACCGCGUAUAUGACGCGAUCGCCCCCCACUUCAGUUCGACUCGUUUUGCUAAAUGGCCCAAAGUCCAGGCCUUCUUAAAUUCCCUCCCCCCCGGAUCACUCGUACUCGACGCUGGGUGUGGGAACGGGAAAUACUUGGGCUUGAACCCAAACUGCUAUUUCAUCGGGUGUGACAUCAGCGGGCCCCUCAUUUACAUAUGCUCGGACAAAGGGCACGAAGUCCUAGUGGCUGAUGCAGUCAAUCUUCCUUACCGAACGGGCUACGGUGAUGCCGCCAUCUCCAUAGCUGUUUUGCACCACCUCAGCACAGAAGGCCGGAGGAAAGGAGCUGUUGAAGAGUUGAUUCGGAGUGUGAAGACAGGCGGGCUCGUCUUGAUCACCGUUUGGGCCAGGGAACAAGAGGAUAAAGCCCUGAUAAAUAAAUGGACUCCUCUGAAUCAGAAGUAUGUUGAGGAGUGGAUUGGGCCUGGCAGCCCGCGGGUGCGGAGCCCGUCGGGUUCGGUUUCUUUGGAAAGUAUUCCGGAAACUGAGGAAGCUGUUUCUGGUUCAUGUCCAUCUCAGCAGGAAUAUUUUGUGCCCUGGCAUUUGCCUUAUCAUCGGGCAGAGGUAAGUGGGGUGUCUGUUAGCGCUGUGGCCAAUGGGCUGGCGAGGAAGGAUGAUAAGAAGGGCACGGUUGUGUACGACAGAUAUUAUCAUGUUUUUAGUGAAGGUGAACUUGAAAGGUUGGUGAGUGGCGUUGAUGGUGCUGUCGUUGUGGACAGAUUUUACGACAAAUCAAACUGGUGCAUUAUCCUCGAGAAAACUUCAUCAUGA